This is a messenger RNA of Acanthamoeba castellanii str. Neff, 141 nucleotides long. RefSeq lists its product as uncharacterized. Lineage: Eukaryota; Discosea; Longamoebia; Acanthamoebidae. The record is from RefSeq and is a predicted model, not a curated record. Bases 1 to 141 code for a protein of 46 amino acids. The transcript has 2 exons.
AUGAAUCAGAAUGAUAAACAGCGCCAGCCAACCAAGUUCAACGAGACAGUCCGUCAGCGUGCCCUGGGUCAUUUGCGAGGUAAAAACUACCACGUAGAGGUCGAAGAAGGCAUUAACUGGACCGUCACCCCGGAAGCCUAA